Molecule: messenger RNA, 2535 nt
Organism: Anopheles stephensi (Asian malaria mosquito)
Lineage: Eukaryota; Metazoa; Arthropoda; Insecta; Diptera; Culicidae
Exons: 4
Coding region: 67-1845 (592 amino acids)
Source: RefSeq, a predicted model, not a curated record
GUCACAACAUCCCAAUGUUGUUGUUAUUGUCUUGCGCGCGUUUUCCCAGCAUCCAUCGCUCCCGUCAUGAAUCCCGGCGAAAAGUACGAAAAGGACAUUCCGAAAAGGUUGCAGCAUGAUGCGAUAUUUGCCGAAAAAGUUACUCUCUCGCGGCAGUGUUCGGUUGUGUACGUAAUUACCGCGGAUAAGCGUUUGUUUGAGGUUCGGAAGCGAGCGAUUUUGAGUGAAGUUUCGCUGGUACAGAACGCCACGGCUGAUGCAUCCAACCACCAUCACAAUCCGCUUAUAAACAACUCCCGGCUGUUUAACGAUACCCCGUACGAUAUGGAUACAUCUCCGGUUAUAGACUUCCAAGGCUCCGGAACGAUAAGCAUCAAACUGUUCCGUGCAAACGAUGGAACCAAGCGCAAGCUGUUCAUACUCGUUCAGCUGGAUCGAACGUUGAUUGUGGUCGAGCGAAGGACCGUCGAUGGUUGCGAUGGCAACGGGAUGUUGGUGGUUCACACGCGGUUCGAAGAGUUCCAUCAACUCGCGUUAGUAGAAAGCACCCAGCGCCCAGGAAGCUGUGCAGUUCGUAUCGAUUUAGACGAUCGAGAUGAACCGAUAGUAACGGACUUCCUGGAUGGGUCCUUCAGGCGUGCUGGAUCGUCCGCUUCCCUGGAAGAUAAUUUUACCUGCUUCGAUGAGGUGCUAAAACUAUUGCGUGAACAAACGGCCGAGCGAAAAGCGCAGCUAGAAACGUCCCGCCUGACCUUAAGCGAAGUAUUUAACGGGCUAAACGAACGGAUGAAAACGGUUCCUCCGCUGCUACGAUCAUCCAAUCCGGAAGAAAAAAUUCCCCUGGUGCGUUACGGCGAGCUGUGGAAAAAGAUCCACAACGAUCGUUUGCUGAUCGGUUUCCCACUGUACAACUGCACGUACAAGCGUCGUUUAACCCUAAUUAAUCUGCGGUUAAUGUUGUUGGCCCAGAAUACCGAGAAAGUUUCCUUCGCCACACGGUUCUAUCGGCUGCGAGAUGAUGAUUACGACUUUAAAUCUUACCAGGAAAUUAUGGAGAUGGAAGACGAGUUCCAAAACGAUCUCACCUUUCACCAGGAAUGGGUUGCUGAAAAGAAAAACGUUCUAUACUCGGAAGAAUCCGCCAUAUUCUUGGCGAUCUGCGACCUGUCCUCGCUGAUUCCACUUGGACGUGGAUUUCAUUUCAACUGUUUCGUCACUUACAACAUCGAAACGUUCAAUGCAGAUUGUGAGGAUGUACAAUUAAACCUAGGUACCGUGGAGCUUCAGCAGCAACAACUCUGCAGCUCUGAGCUGUGGGUCCAGUUCCGCAGUGCGUCCGAAAUCGGUCGUGAUUUGCUCGCCGUAACGUCCACGUCUUCUGAUUUUCUAUCACUAGAAGUUCGGUACAUACGCGAACCCACCGUCGCGAUGAAGGAGUUCUGUGUCGGCAGAUUAGGUUUUGUGGAAGUGGUAUCGACCGGUGUAAAUCAAACUGUGCUGUACUGUGCUGAUAACACGUACUGGCAGGGCACGAUGAUAAGAUUGGAUCGGACGGAGGAGAAGCGUUUACGGAUGAAACUAUAUAGCAGAUAUCCACAUCAAAUACUAACGCUGCUGCAAUCGAUUUAUGCCGAUUACGAGGAGACCUGUACGAUGAACCUGUGUGCAACCGCCCAGAACACAACGGAGCAAGAGCUGAAGCAACGACUUUUGGAUGAAUUGCAAAGCAAAAUAGAACAACCGACCGAGAGAAACAUGUGCAUGCAAAAAGAAUUCUACACCGAUAAAGUUUAUUGUUCGUUAGACAUGCGGGAACCGCACGAAGCCGAUGCCGCGUCUAGUUGAUGUUGACCAGAUCGCUUCCGUCACCAUUGCCACGGUUGUCGAUUGCAACGUGCACGUUCACCAUCGCUGGAUUACGAUGAAUCAAGGUAGGACCAUCGUCUUCGCUCGGCUGAUCAUCCACCGUUAGGUAGGGCUCCGGAUCUUUGGCGUGUUCAGCGUCCUUGAGAAUGUCGACCUGGAUAGCAACGGCAGGAUUUUCGUCAUCCGGCACGUAAUGUGAAUUGCUCGAAAUUACACUAUUACCGUCCGGCACCAGCAUGGCUUUAUCGACUUCCGAUAGCGAUGGAAUGGGGUUUGCCGUUGCUAGGGCUAUCGCCACGAAAACCACUAGUAGAAACAGUUUCAUGUUGAUUGUUUCUAAUAAAUUUCCACACAAGAUUUCGAAUCGAUUCAACGCACACACGCUCUCUAUUAGGUUUGAAAUAAGAAGUAACACCAAUUUUAGCUAACCAAAGACACAAUAACGAUAAAACUGGACAGCCAGAUUGCUAAAGCUUUUAUAUGGGCCGGGAGUUGUAAAAGGAAGAUGAUUCGUUAUCAUUUUAUUGAGUGUCCAUGAUGCUAUUUUUGCGACCUACGUUUCGUGUAGAUAAAAGAUAGGGAAAGUGCAUUUGUAAAGGAUUAUGAAAUCGAACUUUGAUUGUCGCACAUGUACAGAUACCGUGAACGAUCCGGAGAAUUUUUAUUAAA